CCAUGGGGUGGUUCCAUAAAUCCCUCGGCCCCGCCAACGCGACCCUCUCGACAGCACUGUGUCACCCUCCUGCGAUCCUCGGGGAUGGUUGUUCGACACCCCCGACCUCGGCAAUGAUCACUGGAACGUCCACGACAGGCGGAUGGCAGAACCGGACGCCGAGUCUGUACGCGCGGCUGGCAACAACGACCGGUGUGGGAAAAGAAAAACGCCGAACACAGGAAACCACCGACCCGGGUUUGCUUCAUAACUCAGAUUACUGUCCCAGACUUGAAUGCAAACGGCGUGGAAGUUCAGCGAUGAAUCAUAACUACGCAGCGGCUUCUCUCCCAGUCGUAAAAGCGAAGGGCAGAAACGAAUUUUCAUGGGUGCCGUGAAUGAGUGUUCCGCAACGGACGCCGAUCGAUCUAUCGCCUGGGCACCGCGCU
This is a messenger RNA of Ooceraea biroi (clonal raider ant), 428 nucleotides long. RefSeq lists its product as uncharacterized. NCBI's taxonomy places the organism in Eukaryota, Metazoa, Arthropoda, Insecta, Hymenoptera, Formicidae. The record is from RefSeq and is a predicted model, not a curated record.